This is a messenger RNA of Platichthys flesus (European flounder), 2600 nucleotides long. RefSeq names its product protocadherin 1 gamma 22 (gene pcdh1g22). The coding region runs from base 81 to 2600 and encodes 839 amino acids. The record is from RefSeq and is a predicted model, not a curated record. NCBI's taxonomy places the organism in Eukaryota, Metazoa, Chordata, Actinopteri, Pleuronectiformes, Pleuronectidae. The transcript has a single exon. Gene Ontology annotation, biological process: homophilic cell-cell adhesion. Gene Ontology annotation, cellular component: plasma membrane. Gene Ontology annotation, molecular function: calcium ion binding.
AUGCAUAAGGACGCUUUUGCAUUGGAUUGUAGACCUUCUCUGCUUACUCAUUUGAGAAUUUUGAGUUUUGGUGAGAAGAUAUGGGAUUUAUGGAACGAGGAAUAAUGUGGAACAAACUGUUAACAUGGCAGUCGUUUUUGUGGUGGCAUCAUUUCUUUGUAUUGUGGAGUACAAUAGAUGGACAGACUCGCUACAGCAUCCCGGAGGAAGUGAAACAGGGCACUGUGGUAGGAAAUCUUGCCAAAGAUUUGGGUUUGGUUGUAUCUGAACUGUAUCGACGUAAAUUGCGGAUAACCUCUGAAGCUGGUAAGCAGUAUUUUAAUAUUGACUUGGGGAAGGGAGAACUGGUGGUGAUUGAUAGGAUAGACAGGGAGGAACUGUGUGGACAAAGACCGUCAUGUCUGCUGCCUUUGGAACUAGUUAUAGAUAACCCCCUGCAGCUGCAUAGAGUCGAAAUUGAAAUACAGGAUACUAACGAUAAUUCACCCAGUUUUCUUACUAAAGAAAAAGUGCUGCAAAUUGCCGAGCUGGUAAAUCCGGGGGCGCGAUUUCCUUUAGAAAGUGCCCAGGACCCAGAUGUCGGCUCAAAUUCAGUUCGCUCUUAUCUCAUAAGCAAAAAUGACAAUUUUAAAUUGACAAUUAAAAACCACAAGGACGGAAGAAAAAUUCCUGAACUAGUUCUGGAAAAACCUCUUGAUCGAGAGAAGCUGUCUUUACAUAAUCUGAUCCUCACCGCUGUAGAUGGCGGAGAUCCUGUGCGCUCAGGGACAUCAGAAAUAACAGUAAUAGUACUUGACAACAAUGAUAAUGCACCACAGUUUGAAAAACAGGUGUAUGAAGCUAAUGUCAGUGAGAAGGCUGCAGCUGGGACUCAAAUACUGCAAGUUAAAGCCACAGAUGCAGACGAGGGACUUAAUGGAGAAAUUGAAUAUUUUUUUGCAGAGCAAACUGCGGAUCUAAUUUUGUCAUUAUUUGAUAUUCAACCUUCUACCGGAGUUAUAACUGUUAAAGGAAAUUUAGAUCAUGAAACAAACCCUGUGCACCGAUUUGACAUAACUGCUAAAGACAAAGGGAAUCCUAAAAUGGAUGGACAUUGUAGCAUCGAAAUUAAAAUAGUGGACAUUAAUGACAAUAUUCCUGAAAUAAUAGUGACGUCGUUAACGACACCUGUUCCUGAAGAUUCCCCGAUCGGAACAGUUAUUGCGUUAAUAAGUGCAAAAGACCCAGACUCAGGUGACAACGGCAAAGUUAGGUUAACCGUUUCUACCAAAUAUCCUUUCAAGUUAAAUCCCUCGGUCUCUAACCAUUACUCAUUUGUAACGAGUGGGCCACUCGACCGUGAGAAAAAUGACCAAUAUAGUGUCAAGAUCACUGCGACAGAUUCUGGAAAACCCCCCUUAUCGAGUGAAAAAAUUAUACUCGUUCAAUUAUUGGAUGUAAAUGACAAUCCACCAGUUUUCUCCCAGCCUUCUUAUGUCGUUUAUGUAAAAGAAAACUAUCCUCCUGGGAAGAUCGUGUGCUCUGUGUCAGCCUCUGACCUGGAUUUUGGUGAGAACGCUAAAAUCUCUUACUCUAUACUGGACUCUAAAGUGCAGGACGUUUCUGUCUCCUCGUAUGUUUACAUUAACUCAGAUAACGGCAGCAUUUACAGCAUGCACUCGUUUGACUAUGAGAAACUGAAGGUGUUUCAGAUUCAGGUUCAGGCAAAGGAUCAGGGCUCUCCGUCUCUCAGCAGCAACGCCACCGUUCAUGUUUUUAUCCUCGACCAGAACGACAACGCCCCCUCUGUUAUUUACCCCUCCUCCGCUGUCCUGGGCUCCCUCUCUCACCAGAGGAUGCCCCGCUCCGCUAAAGCGGGUCACCUGGUCACUAAGGUGACGGCCGUGGACGCGGACUCGGGCCAUAACGCCUGGAUCUCCUACAAAGUGGCGGAGGCCACAGACGCCUCCCUGUUCACUGUCAAUCUGUACACAGGGGAGGUGAGGACUAAACGCGCUGUGUCCGAGCAGGACGACUCCUCUCAGAGGCUGCUUAUAGAGAUCAAGGACGACGGGGACCCGGUCCAGUCCUCCACCGUCACGGUGUCCAUCCAGCUGGAGGACGGUCUCCAUGAGCCCAUCUUAGACCUCCGACAGAAAGUGACCGAGCCCAGCAAGAAAACUGGGAGAAUCACCCUGUAUUUGAUUCUCUCUCUGGCCUCGGUGUCCGUGCUGUCUGUGGUGACUUUUCUCAUCUUAGCGGUUAAAUGCAUCCGGAGCAGCAGAAGCAGCGGUAGUUGCUGCAUGAGACAGGGGGACUAUGAUGGUUACAAGAACCCCAACAGAAACCUGCAGAUUCAGCUGAACACUGAUGGACCCAUAAAGUACGUGGAGGUCCUGGGAGGAGACAUGUUGUCUCAGAGUCAGUCCUUCCGGUCCUGCAUGUCUCCAAUGUCUCCAAUGUCUGAGUACAGUGACUUCACUAUGAUUAAGCCCAGCAGCACCACUGACUUUAAGGAGGUGAUCAGUGUCCUGGAUGCGUCUUUACCCGACAGCACCUGGACCUUUGAGAGCCAGCAGGUGAGCAGAAAACAGCCAUUUAUCUCUGUAAUAACAAAAUAA